UCUUUGUGUUCUGAGGGCCUGCAGAGCAGCAGCAACAGCGCCCCCUGCAGGCUGUCGGCCGUCUCAGUGUCUGUCUCUUUAAAAGAGGUUUUCUCAGGACGGGGAGGGGGGGCUGCGGGUUCACCGGGUUCAUUCGGUCUGCUGUUUGCGGGGCUGUGCGGGCUGCUCGGAGGCUGCAGGUGAGCUCUAUCCGUGUGUCCGCGCGCUCACUUUGACCGGUAAAAAUCACCUUUGUAAGGACACGAACCGAGGAUCAGCUGAUGCUCCGCACGCGCUGCCGUUUUCAGGUCAUCUGAGGCUGCAGGAUGGAGGGAGGGGGGGCGGUGUGAGGCGUGAUGGCUGCUGGGAGCUGCAGAGGGUCAGGGACUUGGUGUACUGGGCAAGUGGACUGGACUGGGCCGUGAUUGUGUCUGGGUGAGCAGUGGAACCGUGUUCGGUGUGAUGUUAGUGGACCAGAGACUCGGACCGGUGCUGUAGUGGACUACAGAGAGCUGUCUUUUCUCCUGACCCUCUUUGGACUCUAAUAAACCCGGACCCACGGUGAUGGUAAGAGCCUCGGUGUGCUGAUAUUCCGCGGAACCGUCCCGUGAUGUUGGAGAGCAGAGACAGAGCCAUGGAGCGGACCAGGAGCAAGGUUGCAUCAGACUCUUUUCCCGCUCCUCCACAGUUCGCGCCGCCCGGCAGCGCGCCGCCGCACGCGGCCUCGGACAUCGUGGAGCUGGCAUCGAAGCGCGUGGACAUCCAGAAGAAGCGUUUCUACCUGGACGUGAAGCAAUCCGCGCGCGGCCGCUUUCUGAAGAUCGCGGAGGUGUGGGUGGGCCGCGGUCGCCAUGACAACAUCCGGAAGAGUAAGCUGACGCUCAGCAUGUCUGCUGCUGCCGCGCUGCGCGCGCUGCUCGGGGACUUCAUUGACCACUACGCACGCAUUGGGCUGCGCGUGCGCGCGGGUCCGCAGCUCGAAGAGCACGGAAGCGACGGCCAGGGGCGUACACAAGAGGCCCGCAGGAGGGCGCAGGAGGCGGGACUGUCCCCCACCGGGUCCGCGGGGUCCGACGAGCACGCGCACCGCGUGCUGAAGAGCGAGUUCAUCGAGAGGGAUAACCGGAAAUACUUCCUGGACCUGAAGGAGAACCAGCGUGGCCGCUUUUUGCGGAUCCGUCAGACAGUCAGCAAGAACCCGGGGACCAUGGGGUACUACGGCCCCGGCAUUGAGCAGACCAUCGUCCUCCCAGCCCAGGGACUCAUCGAGUUCAGGGACGCCCUGUCCCAGCUCAUCGAUGACUAUGGCGACGACGACCGCACCGCCUACCGGAACCAUGAUGAUGGCCCUGAGCUGCCGGAAGCAGCGUCCUUCAGGGUGGACAACAAGCGCUUCUACUUCGACGUGGGCUCGAACCGCUACGGCGUGUUCCUGAAGAUCAGCGAGGUGAGGCAGCCGUAUAGGAACACGAUCACGGUCCCGCUCAAAGCCUGGGCGCGCUUCGGCGAGAACUUCAUUCGCUAUGACGAGGAGAUGAGACGCAUCAUCACCUGCAGCAAGGAGAGGCGGAGCGACAGCGACGAGCACGACGACUGACCGGCACCGCCACAAGUACUGUCGCCCCGCCCCCCUCACCUGAUGAUAAGGGCUGGAAACCUGCCAAGAACUCACCUGUCCACGCUGACGGGCCCGCCUCCUCCUCCAUGAAGAGACUGA
Messenger RNA from Cheilinus undulatus (humphead wrasse), 1696 nucleotides. It is a transcript of the gene purg, whose product is annotated as purine-rich element binding protein G. The coding region runs from base 590 to 1576 and encodes 328 amino acids. The record is from RefSeq and is a predicted model, not a curated record. The transcript has a single exon. Gene Ontology annotation, cellular component: nucleus. Gene Ontology annotation, molecular function: purine-rich negative regulatory element binding; RNA polymerase II transcription regulatory region sequence-specific DNA binding; DNA-binding transcription factor activity, RNA polymerase II-specific. Lineage: Eukaryota; Metazoa; Chordata; Actinopteri; Labriformes; Labridae. Gene Ontology annotation, biological process: regulation of transcription by RNA polymerase II.